AUGGCAGAACUGCGUGCAUCGUACGCUAGUGUAACAGCUCGCACAUCAAGCCUUCACGAUGCCUGCGACCGAGCGUUAGCGUACCAAACAGCACUGGCAGCAGGGGCCGAGCAGAUUCGUACAAAUUUGCAUUUUUUCAAGCAGGCCGAUAUCAUUAUGAAGAAGCUGAACAAUACAACAAAAAUUUCCGUAACUGGUCAAAUGUUCACUGGUAUUCUUGCCACGAUUGACGAAUGCCUGACAUUUCUCCGUCAGCAUCCAGAGUACAAGGAAUCCGCUGCCUACAUCGUAAAAUACGAGCAGUGUCUCAGCAGGGCUAUGACAUGGAUCCGUGUCGGAGUGAUGGCGGAUAUCGAAGCUUCCGUAAAUGAUGUCAGGGAUCGGCAGUCGCAAUUACAGGUAGACUACGCCAAGUUAGGUCGAGGAGGGGCUGACGAUGAUACAUUCGCCUUACUAUAUGGCGUGUUCGCUACCCGGGCGAAUUCGGUGAAGGCUGCGCUCUCAGUUGCUGAGCAAAGAUUCGCACAGGUUCCGGAGCUCCAAGCGAUGUUGGCUGAAUGUCAACAGGCAUAUUUCAAUACUAGGCAGCAGCUUUUGACGCCAAUCAUUCAGGCUACUCUUGCUCAUAUUACAUAUGCUGAUUCGUCAUGUGCCUUGACAAGGAACAGUUGCGCAUUCAUUUUGGGUCUAUGCGAUGAUGAGUUUCGACUUUAUCGUCAGUUCUUCUCAACGGGACAGGUGUCGGACGGUCCUCCAUCGCGUUUCAGUCGACGGCACAGCCCUACCCCUUCGGUGGCAUCAGCUCGUACGCAACAUUCCGAUACUCCACAUCCAUUUGAAGAGUUUAUAGAGGCCAUUUGCCGAUUGCUGUAUGAUAUGUUGCGCCCAAUUGUGAUUCACAAUCCUCAUUUGGAGACAUUGGCCGAGUUGUGCUCUAUUCUUAAAGUUGAAAUGAUUGAAGAAAGGUGUUCCGUACUUCCACUGAUUGUCGCUGAAGAAUGCAUCUCGUUUGAUCCACGAGCGGGUUUUGUGCAUGUCAUUGGUGAACUUGUUGGGGAUGUCGAGGAAAGGAUUAUUCACAGGGCUGCUUUGUAUGGUCAGACUGAUAUUGCUGGCUACAAGCCAGCUGCAGGGGAUUUGGCCUAUCCAGAGAAGUUAGAAAUGAUGAAAAGUAUUGAGUUAGCCAAUAAGAAGGAAGAAGAUGAAAAGGCUGAGAAGGAAGAGGCGGAUGGUGGCGGCAACGUGGCAAGGACUCGUCAAUCAGUGCGACCAGUCGCUGGCACAAUUAUCCGCCGUGGAUCUUCACUGCCUUUGGUAUCCAACUGUACGGCGAACCGUGAUGUGCCUUGCAAAAUUGUACAGAUGUCUCGAUGUAUAGCCGUUUUUCAAUCGCUUGCUCGUGAUCUAUUGUCCAUGUGCACUGAGUCGCUAGAAGCAGCUGCUCUACACAUUGCUGCAUCACCAUCGAAAAAGACUGGUCAUACGAAGAAGUUGGACGGCGAGUUGUUCUUGGUAAAGCAUCUGCUCAUUCUCAGGGAGCAGACUGCUCCCUAUAGACAGGCUGCGCACAGAGCUGAUGCCACAUUACCCACUCUCGAUUGCUCCAUAGAUUUUGCUCGAAUGAAAAACACAUUCUUUGAUGAUAAAAGCCGAUGGUUUGAACUGAGUUCGAACAACGCCUUCCUUGAGUUGCUUUUCUCGUUUAAAGAGUAUACAAAUAUUCAGCCACCACCAAUUCAGAAAGUUCCUUUAAAAGGGGAUCACCCCGUACCCAUCCAUAUUUCUGAGCAGAGUAGUGAUACACGCCGCGUGAUUGAUUCGCAGCUACGUACCCGAUGCAACCAGUUGAUUGCUACAAGCGCGGAGUUCAUCCUGUUGAAACCCGACUUCGAUUUAAAGAAGCAUCCAGAUCUUGCACCUUCGAAGCUCAAUGAUUUAUCGAAAGUUGCUGUAAAGGCGCUUUCGCAUGCAUGGCCUGAGCUAUGUGCCACGUACUCUCUGUACAUUGGUGUGGCCGAGACCGAGGCCAUCCUUCUUUCACCAGUCCGCAAACGAAUCGCAGAUACAUUUGCAAGAGCCCUAGCAUUUGCAACGAGGGCUUACGAUGAAGAAGGAAGGACUAUUGCGGCGGUUCCUACAGUACAGCAUGUGUACUUGUUGUUAAAUAAGGAGUAA
Molecule: messenger RNA, 2175 nt
Organism: Cooperia oncophora
Lineage: Eukaryota; Metazoa; Nematoda; Chromadorea; Rhabditida; Trichostrongylidae
Source: the annotation of a GenBank genome assembly